Molecule: messenger RNA, 1896 nt
Organism: Nerophis lumbriciformis (worm pipefish)
Lineage: Eukaryota; Metazoa; Chordata; Actinopteri; Syngnathiformes; Syngnathidae
Source: RefSeq, a predicted model, not a curated record
AUGUCAAGCUUCAAGGAAACAACUGCAAACUUUUCUGCCUGCGAUGAUGAUGCCACAAUCUGCACCGGUGCUAACUGCCUUGUUCCAAACAUUGACUUAAAUGCAAAAUUGAAUCUGGCAUUAAGUAUUGUGUUCACUGUAAUGCAGGCGAUGAUCAUGCUUGCCAUGGGCUGCUCUCUGAAUGCCCAUAAACUUUGGGGGCACCUGAGGAGACCCUGGGGCAUCGCUGUUGGUUUUCUCUGCCAAUUCGGCAUUAUGCCUUUUACUGCCUGUGCAUUAUCAUUCGCAUUUAAUGUGCUACCUGUUCAGGCAAUUGCUAUCAAUAUUUUGGGUUGUUGUCCUGGAGGCGCCAUUUCCAAUAUUAUCUGCCGCUUGCUUGAGGGAGACAUGGACCUAAGUAUUACUAUGACAGCAUGUUCCACCACACUGUCCAUGGGAAUGAUGCCACUAUGUCUUCUCAUAUACACCUCCAUCUGGACUUCGUCAGACCCCAUCCAAAUUCCAUAUGAUACAAUUGGUGUCACUCUUGUGGCCUUCCUUGUUCCAGUCACUGUUGGAAUGUGCAUUAAACAUAGAUGGCCCCACUAUGCUAAAAGGAUCCUCAAGGUUGGAUCCAUUGCAGGUGUUGUUUUCCUUGUCAUCAUUUCUGUGGUUGGGAUGAUUCUUUAUGAGUCUUCCUGGAUCAUUGACCCCUACCUUUGGAUAAUUGGAACAAUCUACCCCUUUAUUGGUUUUGGGAUGGGUUUCCUUUUGGCUUACUUUGUGGGUCAACCAUGGCACAGGUGCCGUACAAUUGCUGUGGAGACAGGUAUUCAGAACAGUCUUUUGUGUAACACAAUUAUUCAGUUGUCCUUUGGACCAGCUGAAAAGGAAGCCAUGUUUGCAUUCCCAAUCAUCUACAGCAUCUUUCAGCUCAUGGCAUCUGUCCUGUUUGUGGGAGGAUACCAAACCUAUAAAAGGUCAAAUUGUCUACAACCAGCUGAAAUAGAGAGUCAAUUUCCAUCAUUGGAAGGUGCCGUUGACAAGCUCCUUCUGUCCCCCACACUGGACCCUCAUCAGUUUGCCUAUAGGGCAAACCGCUCCACUGAUGACACCAUAAACAUUGCACUCCACAACGCGCUAGGCCACCUUGAGAACCGUGGGACCUAUCUGAGCACAGGCUCCCCUCAAAGAUGUGUACAGAGUCCUCUAAUUUUCACCCUCUACACCUCAGACUGCUCACCGACCCACAUCUCCAAUAAAAUCGUUAAGUUCGCCGACAGCACAACCUUGGUCGGCCUUAUCUCUGGAGGGGAUGAAGUGGCGUACGGAGAGGAGGUUGAGAGACUGGCAGUGUGGUGUUCGGAGAACAACCUCCUUCUGAACACCACAAAAACUAAGGAAGUCAUACUUGACUUCAGAAAGAAAGGCACACACCCAGCACCACUUGCCAUCAAUGGGGAGUGCGUGGAGAGAGUCAAUUCUUUCAAACUACUCGGGGUGCAUAUUUCCGACGACCUCUCCUGGUCUGCUAAUGCCAGAGCAGUGGUAGAAAGGGCCCAGCAGCGACUCCACUUCUUGGGAGUGCUCAAGAAGAACCACCUGGAACAGAAGCUGCUGGUGUCUUUCUACAGAGCCACGGUGGAGAGCAUACUGACCUACUGCAUCACAGUGUGGUAUGCUGGUUGCACAGAAGCAGACAGGAGAUCCUUACAGAAAGUCAUCAACACAGCCCAGAAGAUUAUCGGCUGCUCUCUGCCCAGCCUCGAGGACAUCGCCUCCUCUUGCUACCAAAAAAGAGCUAAUAAUAUCAUGAAGGACCGCUCUCAUCCUGGCCACCCCCUCUGUGACCUGCUGCCCUCCGGCAAACACUACAGGUCCCAUAAAACAAGGACUAACAGGCUGAGAGACAGCUGA